AUGGUGGGAGAUCUGGGCCCUUUCACAUCAGAGACAUGGAUCAAAGAAGCGGCGUGCCUGCAAUUGACCCCAAGUCAUAGUUUCGGGGCCGCCCCUGCGCUCCGCGGGCAGACGGUGAAGCGGCCUCGCGCGGUGUCCUCCGGUCCUCGGGCUGCAGACGGGGUGGCCGUCGAGGCCAGGAGCGUAGGCGGCCCCGUGUCCCUGCCCGACGGCGCCUUCGGUGGCCGCGUCUCCCCGACUGGGCUGCCGCUCGUCCGGCCACUCCGGGAAGCCGCGCCCGCGGGGCAGUCGACUCGCACGGAGGGCCCGGGGCCGGGCGGGAUCCGGAGUCCCGUCCCCGCAGGAGCUCUGGACCCCUGGCCGCCGCGGCCGGCGCGGGAACCCGGCAGCCGGCUGCGCCCCGAGAAGCCGGGAGGAGGCGAGGAGAGAGCCCGGCGGCCUCCGGGCCCCGGAGACGGUCCCAAUCCCCCGCGGGCCGGGAAGGAGGACCCGGGGGCCCCGCCGGCGGGACAGCGGUUCCUCUGCCGGGCUAAGGACUUCCGAUCGAACGGGCUCGGCCCCGAGAGAAGAAACUGCACCCGCUCCCCGCACGCGGCCACCGACGGGGCCGCGCGUCCCCCGCCCGCUCGCCUCCCCGGGCCCGACCUGGGGCCUCGGCCGCCGCCGCGGGAACGUGAGGGCGGAGGACCGGGAGAACCGGUGCGCGGCCUGUCCCCAAGCUCGGUCGCGGGGUCCAGGACUCAGACGUGCGGGCGCCCGGGCCUCCCCCGCAGAGGACCCGAGCGGGAAGCUCCGGGGCUGGGGAUCACCGAGGGGAGAGGCGGGAGGAGUCCCCCGGGGCUCCGGGCUCAGCGGAGGCGCUCCGUUUCUCCCUUGCUUCUUGAUCUCAGCGGCCCGGACCGCCCCCUGCAGUCCCUGCCACGCUGCUGUUAA
Messenger RNA from Rangifer tarandus platyrhynchus (Svalbard reindeer), 933 nucleotides. The record is from the annotation of a GenBank genome assembly. Lineage: Eukaryota; Metazoa; Chordata; Mammalia; Artiodactyla; Cervidae.